This is a messenger RNA of Molossus molossus (Pallas's mastiff bat), 1885 nucleotides long. It is a transcript of the gene NHERF2, whose product is annotated as SLC9A3 regulator 2. Bases 63 to 1076 code for a protein of 337 amino acids. Gene Ontology annotation, biological process: protein localization to plasma membrane. The record is from RefSeq and is a predicted model, not a curated record. Gene Ontology annotation, cellular component: apical plasma membrane. The transcript is spliced from 7 exons. Lineage: Eukaryota; Metazoa; Chordata; Mammalia; Chiroptera; Molossidae. Gene Ontology annotation, molecular function: signaling receptor binding; protein-membrane adaptor activity.
UUGCUGGCGGCGUCUUUGAGCGCCGUGGCCAGCCCGUGGCCGGCCGGUGGGUAGCCGGCGCCAUGGCCACACCAGAACCGCUGCGGCCCCGCCUGUGCUGCCUGGUGCGUGGCGAGCAGGGCUACGGCUUCCACCUGCACGGCGAGAAGGGCCGUCGUGGGCAGUUCAUCCGGCGCGUGGAGCCCGGCUCCCCGGCCGAGGCGGCUGAGCUGCGCGCCGGAGACCGCCUGGUCGAGGUCAACGGCGUCAACGUGGAGGGCGAAACGCACCACCAGGUGGUGCAGAGGAUCAAGGCUGUGGAAGGGCAGACCCGACUGCUGGUGGUAGACAAGGAGACAGACGAAGAGCUGCGCCGGCGGCAGCUGACCUGCACUGAGGAGAUGGCCCAGCGAGGGCUUCCACCCACCCAUGAUCCCUGGGACCCAAAGCCAGUCUGGACACAUGCAGGCAGCCUUGGCUCCAAGGAUGGCCAGAAGGAUGUCAAUGGGCCCCCGAGGGAGCUUCGCCCUAGGCUCUGCCACUUGCGAAAGGGCCCUCAGGGCUAUGGGUUCAACCUGCACAGUGACAAGUCCCGGCCAGGACAGUACAUUCGCUCGGUGGACCUGGGCUCGCCUGCCGCCCAUUCUGGCCUUCGCGCCCAAGAUCGACUCAUCGAGGUGAAUGGGCAGAAUGUGGAGGGACUGCGCCAUGCAGAGGUGGUCGCCAGCAUCAAGGCACGAGAGGAUGAGGCCCGGCUACUGGUGGUGGACCCAGAAACAGACGCGCACUUCAAGAGGCUACGGGUUACACCCACCGAGGAGCAUGUGGAAGGUCCACUGCCAUCACCAGUCACCAAUGGGACCAGCCCUGUCCAGCUCAAUGGUGGCUCAGCGUGCUCAUCCCGAAGCGAUCUGCCUGGCUUAGACAAGGACAAUGAGGAUGGCAGCACCUGGAAGCACGACCCUUUUCAGGAGAGUGGCCUCCACCUGAGCCCCACGGCGGCUGAGGCCAAGGAGAAGGCAAGAGCCACCCGGGUCAACAAGCGGGCACCGCAGAUGGACUGGAACCGGAAGCGUGAGAUCUUCAGCAACUUCUGAGCCCCUCGCUACCUGUAUGCUGGACCCAGGCCUCUUCCCUGCACAGACUUUGGGUCUUGCCCUUUGGGCCCAGACCAGAGCUCCCCAAGCUUCACUGGACUGGAGGAGGUGCAUCCUCACCCCCAGAAACCUUGGUGGUCCAACCACCACCCAGGAGCCAACCCACAUCCCAGUGAGUCCUCGUCCUGAUACCCCUCUCUCUGGGUGCUAGGGGAAGUUGGCAGCAAGACUGGGGAGAGGGAGCCCCCAGUUUGAGAGAAACAUUGAGAGGGAGAGGCAGUGGUGACCCUAGGGCCUGGGCCCUUGCUGUUCUGCCCAGGCUUGCUGACUUAAAGGAAUUUGUGGUUUUGCUUUUUUUCCAAAAAGAACUCCAGCUCCACACAUGUUUCCACUUAAUACCAGAGCUCCCGCCCCCGCCAGGACAUGUUCCCUAAAUAAUUGCAAUAAAACAAACCUUUCUCUACAAACGAUUUCCUCCCCACCCCUUCCUCCUUGGCAGCAGUCAUCCCCGGUGGGAGUCCCAGGGACUUCCUGGGACAGAGGGGGGGUGGGCAGGCUGUUUGAGGGGGCUUCAGAUGAGGCUGGAGAAGCCAGACGUAGCUGUAGGAGCUUCCCCUCAGGCCCAUCUUUGCCUUCUUUCACGUGGGAGUUCACUAAACUGGGCCCCUAUGUCCCUGUCACACCAGGGGUCUGGGGUGCUGGGCUUGAGCUCUCUAUUGGGCCCGAGAAUGGAGGCCCCAUGUGCCUCUGAAGAGGGCAGCCUCUGGACAGGCCCCUUGUUCCUGCGCCACAGCCCACCGCAGGAGUGC